Melopsittacus undulatus (budgerigar) is the source of this 2185-nucleotide messenger RNA. RefSeq names its product transmembrane p24 trafficking protein 6 (gene TMED6). The coding region runs from base 1083 to 1910 and encodes 275 amino acids. Gene Ontology annotation, biological process: Golgi organization; endoplasmic reticulum to Golgi vesicle-mediated transport; intracellular protein transport. The record is from RefSeq and is a predicted model, not a curated record. Gene Ontology annotation, cellular component: Golgi apparatus; COPII-coated ER to Golgi transport vesicle; endoplasmic reticulum. NCBI's taxonomy places the organism in Eukaryota, Metazoa, Chordata, Aves, Psittaciformes, Psittaculidae. The transcript is spliced from 2 exons.
CAGCAGAUCCAGCCAGGACCCAGUAUUCCAUGGGGCAGAUCGCUAUGACUUUGCAAUCAUCAUUGCUGCCGGCACCAUGGAAUGCUUCUGGCAGUUUGCAGACCAGAAUGGGAACUUCUUCUUCAACUAUGAGGUGAGUUGUGCGAGGUGCAUCCCAGGAAGCUGUGCAGCUGCUGAUGGGGUUAGCGAAUGGCUAUGCUGGGUUAGUGCAGUGCUCCAGCUCCACAGUCAGUGCUGGCCACUGCCUCCUCCAAGGGCACAGCAGGUCCUGCAGUGGGAAUUCCUCCAUCACCAUGGUCCUACAACCAGGCUUACAUGCAGAAGGUCGACUCAGGCUGAACUCCAAAUCCACCAGCCCCAGGGUGGAGGGGGUUUGCCUUGCAUGGGGAAGGUCCUGAGUUGAUACAGGAAUGGUUUCAGUCACUUGGAUGUUCCACCUCAGGGAUUACACUUUUUUUAGGUAAUUUCCAUCAUGAAUCACAUUUCUUUUUUUAAAUACCUGUUUUAAAGGAGCACUGAGAGCUCUGGAUGUGGUGACUGAGCAUGCAGAGAGCUGCAGGGUGUCCUGGCACUGGGGGGAGCUCUGCAGUUUGCUGGGCUGACUGAAGGCUGCUGCAUGGCCCUUGGCUCUCUGAGCUGCAGCUGGAAGGCACACCAAAGGUCUCGGGCACAGCCCUGUGUACUUAUGCCCAUGUUCUGUUCCCUUCCCAAAGGGAAAACAGCAGCCUUUUAUCACCUGUUUACACUAGGCUGGUGGAAGGAGAGCAAGAGCAUGGCCAUGCCCAGUGCUGACAGCUUCCCCCUGGCUCUGUCCUCAGCAGAGCAGCCCCACAGGAGCAUGGCACAGCCCUGAGCCUCAGCACAGCUCCAUCUACCACUGCAGCAGUGCCAGGAGCACCCCAUCCAGGCAGCAGGGAGAUGGGAUAGGUAUGGGAGAGAUAUGAGGUGUGUUCAGGAGCCUGCAGCACCAUGAGUGGGCACUGGGAGCCUUGCUGUUUAUCAUCCAGGACUGUGGGGUUUGGGGUUCUUUCACGUGUAGCUGGCAGCUCACUGGAGGCUGUUCCUGGCCCCAGCUCACAGCAAUGGAGGGGGCAGCUCCCCACGGACCCCCAAAACAACCCUCAGUAGAGGCUGGACCACACUGGACCCCUGCCCUGCACACGAGGGCUGCUAUGGGCUCCUGUCUGUUCCCUGAGCUCAGAAUCAGGCCACGAAUGCCACUUGGGUGUUUUCUGCCUCCAGGUCCAGCGUACAACAGGGAUUGGCAACGACAGGAACAUCCUGGUCACAGCAAGCGACCCCAGUGGCUUCCAGCUUGGCACUUCCCAGGAUGUGCGGGGACAGAUCAAUUUCCUCACCAAGGAGAAAGGUCCUUGCUGCCCUGGUCCUGCCCAGGCAGCAGCACUUCCCAGGGGCGUUAUGAGUCUGACCACAUCUGCCUCCUCAGAGGGGGGAUGAGGGUCAAGUGCUGGGGAUGGGUUUGCCUGGCAGUGGCUCUUCUGCUCAGGGAACGAUUCCCAUUUCUCUCCACAGGUUUCUACCAGCUGUGCCUGAACAACCAGCAAAACCAGUUCGGCUUCAUGCAGGUGUACCUCAACUUUGGUGUCUACUACGAAGCCUUUGACCCAGACAACAAGCAGCCAGAAGAGCGAAAAGAGAUGAAUGACACCCUGGAGGCAAUUGAGGUCAGCACCCACAAACUGCAGCUCCACAUCUUCCACAUGUGGCGGUUCUACAACUUUGCCCGGAUGCGGAAAACAUCAGACUCCUUCCUCCUGGAGUCCAACUACAGCUACGUCAACUGGUGGUCAAUGGCUCAGAGCUGCACCAUUGUCCUCUCUGGGGUGCUGCAGCUCUACUUCCUGAAGCGCCUCUUCAAUGUGCAAGCCUCCAGCAGGCAGAAGUGCUAGUGGUGUCCAAAAGUGUGGGAAGGACCAGUGCCUGCAGUGCUUGGUGACAGUGCUUACAGCUAAUUCUGACCUUCAGAGAGAGGGAGGAAAGGCCAGAUCCUGCUUUGAGGAAGGAGAGUUCCCCUCCCCUCCCUUGGCUGAAAUCACCCCAACAGAAGAAAAGCUCAAUACUGGACUUUGUGUGCUAGGUUGGUUUGUUACCUCCCAACCCCUCAUUACGGUGUCCUGUAACGUCUUUUCUACCAGGCACUUAAUAAAGAACCCCUGGCACCAAA